AUGGAAACCCCACAAGAUCACCAGUCUGAACGACUAACUUCAACCCCUACGACACCUCUACUCUUCACGUUUCCCGCCGAGAUACGUUUGAAGAUAUUUGGCUUCUGCGUCCCCCGAAAAUGUGCAAUCAAAGUGACAAGCGCGAUGUACCGGCCCUACGGGGUCGAACCUGUAGUUUCCACGCGUGACCCGUCCUUCUACCACGACAAGUUCUCCAACACCAGCCCUCUCUGGACUAACAUUUUACAUGUUUCGAAACAAAUGAGCGAUGAAUGCUUGGACAUCCUGUAUGGCGAGAGCUUGUUCGAAGUCUACCUGAACAGAGGAGCUGAAGCUACGCUGAAGAAAACAUUCAGCAAAGAGAAUCUCCAGCGAAUCCGAUUCAUUCUCGCCAUCGCCCCCGGCCCAUGUUUUAGCGGCGAACUGAACCCACCCGAUAUUCCUUUCUGGGCCAUGACGAUCCCAAACCUGAAGUUGUUUGAAUGGGUGACCCAACCGGACAAACGAGCCGAGCAGCACAUGAGCGAUCUCGUGAUGAAGCAAGGGUUGGAGGGCUGGAUGGAGUGGACGGACGCAUACUUGGACUGCUUUGGCGAAUUUCUGGUGGAUGGGGUGGAGUUCAAAAUGAGACUUGACAAAGGAGAUGGUGAAUAUAGGCAGAUUGGGAGACUUGCUUUCCGGCGAGGACCUUUCUUCAAGAAGGAUGGGCAGCAGAAAUGA
Messenger RNA from Penicillium samsonianum, 720 nucleotides. RefSeq lists its product as uncharacterized. The transcript has a single exon. The coding region runs from base 1 to 720 and encodes 239 amino acids. Lineage: Eukaryota; Fungi; Ascomycota; Eurotiomycetes; Eurotiales; Aspergillaceae. The record is from RefSeq and is a predicted model, not a curated record.